AGAUUUAGGAUGCUGGAAAUUUGGAUCGCAUAACCCCCAUCUGGUGUUCUUAUUGUUGUUUUUGGGAGUAACCAAAUAUAUCUUCGAUUGAAUCUGAAAGGUGGGUCUUCUAGCUGAAAAGGGUAUUGCUUAGUAUUUAGAAAUGGAUAUGAUUAGUAAUCUGUCGGAUGAUUUGCUCUUGAAGAUUUUGUCACAACUUCCUACCAAAGAUGUUGUUGAAACCAUGUUUUUGUCGAAGCGGUGGAAGUUUCUUUGGAUGAUGGUUCCAAAACUUGAUUUUGAUGAUAGUGUUUAUGAAUAUUUCGAUGAUGAGCGUGUUGAAUACAAGGUAUUUCGAGAAUAUGUUGACAGGUUUUUGGUAUUGUACAAAUCUCCGGUUCUUGAAACGUUGAAAUUCAACCUUGGUUGUCCGAUGUCCACCACUGAUGAUAUGUCAACAUGGAUCAGAUUUGCAAUUGCUCGUCGUGUGCGUGAGCUUGAAAUUUACCGUUCUUGUGAAGAUGAUUUUCACUCAUUUCCUUUGCCUCGGUGUCUGUAUACAUUUGAGAAGCUCGUGGUUUUGAAACUUUAUAAGUCAAUUUCUUUGGAUGUUCCUAGGGAGGUUUGUCUUUCAUCUCUGAAAGUAUUACACAUCUUGAGUGUGCACUACAAAGACAAAAACUCUCUUCGUAGGCUGUUAUCGGGUUGUCCCGUUCUUGAAGAGUUGGUUAUUGACAAAAGUGAAGACGAAUAUCCUCCAUCUUUAUAUGUCAUAAUGAAUUCCUUAGAAAGAUUAUCUAUCCUUAAUGAGUUUCACGACUCUGGUCAGGAGACAUUCUUUGUUGACGAAAAAGUUGUGAUAAAUGUUCCGUCUCUGAAGUACUUGAACUAUGUAGAUAUCUAUGACCUUGGUCAUUUGUGUUCGAGUGAGAAUAUGCCUGAAUUGGUUGAGGCAAAUGUGAAGCUUGUUUGUGAAAGUCCCGAGAAGCUAAUGAGAUCCCUUACGUCAGUCAAGCGCCUCUCUUUAUGUUUAUAUGGUUCAGUGCUUCAGCAUCGUAUUGAAUUCUGUCAGCUUGUUCGCCUUGAGCUAUGUGGAUGUGGCCCAAAAUGGUGGAAUCUACUUACUUGGAUGCUCCAAAGUUCUCCUAAACUACAGGUUCUCAAGCUCAACAAGUGUGGGGAGAUCUGUAUAUGUUCCAUAGCGCCGGCCAUUAUACGUAGUUGGGGACAACCGAGUUCUGUUCCUGAUUGUUUGCAGUUCCAUCUCAGUACAUUUGAGUGGAAGUAUUACAAUGGAAGAAGAGAAGAGAAGAAAGUUGUGGCAUACAUCCUAAAGAACGCAAGACAGUUGAAGACUGCGAUUUUCUCUACUAAAGAUUCGUAUCUGCAGGAAAAGCAAUCUCAGAAGAAACUCAAGGAGUUGGUUUCUCUGCCUAGGGCUUCAAGCUCAUGUCAGCUUCUUGUGGAUUAAAAAAAAGAAAGAUUUAGUAGUCUGUUACAAGCUAUUAAGAUUUGGCAUGUUUAAUAGCCAAAAUUGCAUAUGAGUCGGUGUAUGAAUAAUCCCUCUACUGGUUUUAUUCUCAAAAUGAAGGAACUGUUGAGAAUGGGCGAGGGCGAAUCCAGUGCUUCAAGUGAUGCCAUUUUGAAAGCCAGUGCAGCAACUGAGGCUGUAGAGAAAAUUUAUCAAGGACAAACAAUUAGUCCAAUAACUUUUCAGACUAAGUUCCGGUCACAUCUUGUAUUGGCACUUGAUCAGAUUUGACGGUAUUGCUCCAGAACCUCUCAAGGGUAAUACCAAGUGUGUCCCUUUUCCCCAAAUGUUUGAUUCAUCUCAAACAAUGUUACCAGCAGAGGAGCUGAAGAAGCGGUUUGAACAAGAAGACCUAGUUCAAAGCACGGAGAAACAGAAGCAGCAACCUGAUGGAGAAGUAUCGGUUCUUUUGAUUCUGCUUAUCGUCUAG
Molecule: messenger RNA, 1940 nt
Organism: Arabidopsis lyrata subsp. lyrata
Lineage: Eukaryota; Viridiplantae; Streptophyta; Magnoliopsida; Brassicales; Brassicaceae
Product: putative FBD-associated F-box protein At3g50710
Exons: 8
Coding region: 143-1450 (435 amino acids)
Molecular function (GO): protein binding
Source: RefSeq, a predicted model, not a curated record